AUGCAGCCGCCUCCGAUGACCUCAAACCCGUAUCCGACAUACUACAGGCAGGCCGGAUGUGUCAAGCUUGUGCCGGUCAGACUGUAUAGCUGCCUCGAUCGAUUUCCAAAUACAGGUGCGCAUCCUGAUAUCCGCAGUUGGGCUGGCUGGUCCGCAAGGCACUGCCCCUCAUGA
Molecule: messenger RNA, 174 nt
Organism: Auxenochlorella protothecoides
Lineage: Eukaryota; Viridiplantae; Chlorophyta; Trebouxiophyceae; Chlorellales; Chlorellaceae
Exons: 1
Coding region: 1-174 (57 amino acids)
Source: RefSeq, a predicted model, not a curated record